CUAAUCAACAAAGACCCAGAAGGUCCUCGUAGAUCUGGUUGUAAGCGCCAAUGGAAGACACAAAUUGGACGCGACUUCAUUUCUGCCCAUGCGGACCCUGAAAGCGAACGGCAGAGAGAUCGGUGCUCAAAGAGCGCAUCUGGUGCCUCUUCGGUGUCGUUGAGGAAGCGGUCGACACAUGGACCACUCAAUACGCCCAUGGGCCUGCACGCAAACAAAGACGCAAAGGCAAAGACAUGUGCUUUCUGUCUGGCAAAAUCAACGAGAGAGCGGUUGCCUACGUUACAGAUGAUGACGACGGCGUGUAUCUCUUCAUUGGUUGGAGAUGAGCCGCGAACGCACAAAGAGGCCAUGACCUGCAAAGACAGGAAGGAAUGGCAGAAAGCAAGCGACAAAGAAAUGACAUCGAUGGAUGAGAAAGGUGUCUAUGUGUACGUACCACAU
This is a messenger RNA of Vitrella brassicaformis, 444 nucleotides long. The record is from the annotation of a GenBank genome assembly. NCBI's taxonomy places the organism in Eukaryota, Vitrellaceae.